AUGUCUUCUUCAGAUGAUACAUCAUCAGAUUAUGAUGAUUAUGAUGAUUAUGAAUUAGAUGAAGAUGAUACAGAGAAAGAACCAUCAAAAUGGAAUAAUGUUCGAGAUGGUUGGCAAGAAUUUUUAGAAGAUGAAACAGCAUUCUUUGUUUCUCAAGAGGAUCAAAGUAAACAAAGUGGUGAUAUUCAAAUUGAUGAUUCAAAUAAAUUUUAUGAUCCAUUAGGUAUUUUAAAAUUACCACCUAGAAAAGCUGCAAGUGUUAAAAAGGAAUUAUUAUCACUUGAAUCAGAAUCAUUUAGUCCAGUUACAUUUUUAUCAGAGAUUCAUUCACAAACAAAUUUUACAGAGUUAUCAAUUGGUGUUAAAAAAUUAAAAGAAGAAUCAACAUCAAAAGCAAAAGAAAUUAAAUACCUUGUAAAAGAGAAUUUCGAACAUUUUGUAAAAUGUAAAGAUACUGUUGAUGAAGUUUAUAAUUUAAUUUCAAAUUCAAAAAUGUUAGAAGAUAUGAGUGGUUCGUUUAUAAAAAUUAUAAAUAAAUCAUCAACAGUUUAUGAUCCUUUAUUAAGUAAUAAAAAAAAAGCUGAUGAAAUUAGAAAAGUUUUAACAUUAUUAAAUAAAUAUAAGGUAAUUUUUAAAUUACCAGGUAAAAUACAAGAGAAUAUUAAACAAAAUGAAUAUGAAAAAGCUGUACACAAUUAUAAGAAUGCAAAAACCUUAAUUACAUCAAGUCAAAAGAAAGAAUUUCAAAAGAUUCUAUUAGAUAUUGAAAAGAUUGCAGAAGAUUUUAGAAUUCAAUUAUUUCAUGCAUUGGCUGAUCCUUCAACUAAACUUGAACAAUUAAAGAAAUCAAUUAAAACUUUAAUGGAAAUUGGUAAUGGUAAAGGUGAUUUCUCUCAAAUUGGUGAUCCAUGUUGGUACUUUUUAUCAACACGUUAUAAUGCAAUAACAUUAUUAAUUAAACAAUGUUCUGAAGAUAAUACAUUACCAAAUUAUAAAAUUAUUAGAAAAUUAUCAAUAUUAUUAUUAUCAAAUGUACCAAAUUUAUUUAAGAUGGGAGUUUAUUAUAUUGAAGGUAAAUUUGAAGAUAAUAAAGAAUAUUUAAGAUAUAAACAACAACAACAAAUUCAAUUACAACAACAACAACAAUUGAUACAACAACAACAACAAUUACAACAACAGCAACAACAACAACAGUCUGGUAAAACAAAAGAUUCAAAAUCUGUAAAUGUUGUAGUUUAUUAUUUAGAUGAAACUUUCUCAAGUUAUAGAAUGGAUCAAGAGAAAAAAGUUAAAGAUUUAAUUGAACUUUGUAGAAAAAGAUUCAUUGAAGAGGAAGAUGACGAGUUUUGUCUAUACAAAUUAUCGGAAAAGAAAAUUAAAUCUGAAGAUAAAUCAACCACAACUACAAAUAUAAAAUUAUUAGAGUUGUCACAUGAUGAAUCACCCUUUAAAUUACAAAAGAAAUGGGCUGAUAAAAAUAGUAGUACUAAAAAUCAUAGAUUCCUAUUCAAAAGAAAGAAUGAAGAAUUCACAGUAAACAAUUCAAAAGCAGGUAAUGGUACAUCGAUCUAUGAUAAAGAAGCAAAUAUCACUCAAAUCGAUUUGAAUGCAUCUUAUAAAACUCAUAAAAAACAAAAUUCUGCUGCAACCUCUGCAAUGAAUGAAGAGAAAUUUAAACAAUUGAUUAUAAACAUUAUGGAAUUAUAUUCAUCAAAAGUUGAACAAUUAUUUUUCGAUCAAAAUCAAGAAGAUUUCCCUGAAGAUAGCGAUGAUGAAGAAGAGAAUUUAUUUGAUCAAAUUAUUAGUACAACAUCAGUAAAUGAAGAUGGUAAUCAUCAUCAUGGUGGUGGUGGUGGUGGUGGUGGUGGCGGUGGUGAUACAAUUAAUUCAUCAGAUUUAUCAAUUCAUAUGGUUGAAAAUGUUAAUGAAGUUAUUAAAUGCCAAGAAAUGUUACAAGGUAUUGGUAUGCCAGAACUUUAUUUAUCAUCAAUUAAUUCAUUGACAGAAUCAUUGAUUCUUCAUUUCAUUAGACAAAUUUGUUCUGAAAUGGUUGCAGAAGUUUCAUUUCUUUAUCUAUUAGAAGAUUGGACAAUUAAUGAAUCAAGUGAAGAUGCAUUAGCAAGUGGUAAUCAAGUCGAUGGUAUGAUUACAACUCGUUUAAUGGGUGAAUUUGUUAAUACAAUCAAAGUUAAUUUAGCAAAACUUUCAUUCCUUAGUAAUAAACCAAUGUUAUUACCAUCGGUUGAAUCUGCACUUUGUGAAGCAAUCGAAAGUUUUGGUGAUUGUUUACAUCAUUUAGCUUUCAAUAAUGAAUCAAUUCAAUCAACCAUUGAAGAUAGUUUAAAUCAAAUGAGUAAUGAUGAAAAAGCUGAAAAUGAAUUAAAUGGUAUAAUACCAAAAAUUGAUAUUUCUUCACCACAACAACAACAACAACAAACUCAAAAUCAAAGUCAACAAGGUCAAGUUCAACAAGGAGAGAAUCAACAACAACAAACAUCAUCAUAUAUGACAACUGAAUUUAAUUCAUCAGAGAAAUUAUUAUUAACACUUUCAAAUUGUUCAACUGUUGUAUCAAAAACAGCAGUACAAUUACGUGGUUUUUAUGUUGGAUUAUUUCAUCAACCAAUGGGAAGUUAUUUGAAAAAGGUAAUUGAAAAACUUGGUGUAUUGGAAAGAUUGAUUUUAGAACGUUAUGUAAAUGAAAAGAAUUUAAUGAUUGGUGAAUUCAUUACUCGUGGUGUUUUAUUCUCUGGAAGUACUUGGUUGGUUAAUAGUCAACCAACUAAAGUUAGUUCAUUCAUUUUAACAAUUCUAACUAAAAUGGUAUUCAUUCAUCAUGAAAUCAUGAAAACCAUCAAUAGUAUCGAUAUUUCAUUUGGUGUAAUUCAACGUAUUUUCGAAUUUCUUUUAAUUUCAUUACGUCAUAAUUUCAGUUUAGUAGAUCCAUUAUUCAUUUCAAAUGAAGGCAAAUCUCAAUUCCUUUUAGAUAUUUUAUUCAUUGAAAAUGUUUUAGAAAGCUAUGGUAAUGAAAAAACUGUAAAAUUAUCUUCUUUUAUUCGUAAAGAUUUAUUAUUUUUAAAUCCAAUUCAACAACAACAACAACAACAACCAACUCAAUCAAUUUCUCAUCAACAUCAACAACAAUCAUCAACUUCAAGAUUUUAUUCAACUCUAAAUUAUGGUGGUGGUAGUGGUUUUAAUAUAAAUGCUACAACUGCUAAUUUAGAUCCAAUUUUAAAAAGGAAUAUCGAAAAAACUUCUUUAUUAUUUUCUUGUUUUAAAAUUUAA
This is a messenger RNA of Dictyostelium discoideum AX4, 3288 nucleotides long. RefSeq names its product exocyst complex subunit 2 (gene exoc2). Gene Ontology annotation, biological process: exocytosis; signal transduction. Bases 1 to 3288 code for a protein of 1095 amino acids. The record is from RefSeq and is a predicted model, not a curated record. Gene Ontology annotation, cellular component: Flemming body; exocyst. NCBI's taxonomy places the organism in Eukaryota, Evosea, Eumycetozoa, Dictyosteliales, Dictyosteliaceae. The transcript is spliced from 4 exons.